GAAUGUCUAUCGGUGCACGUGGGUCAGGGUGGAGUACAAAUUGGCAAUGCUUGUUGGGAAUUAUAUUGCUUGGAACAUGGAAUUCAGCCUGAUGGACAAAUGCCAUCAGACAAAACCGUCGGAGGUGGUGACGAUAGUUUCAACACAUUUUUCAGUGAAACAGGAGCCGGAAAACACGUUCCUCGAGCAGUGUUUAUUGAUUUAGAACCAACCGUAGUCGACGAAGUGAGAACAGGAACAUACCGACAAUUAUUCCAUCCAGAGCAAUUGAUCACCGGCAAGGAGGACGCAGCCAAUAAUUACGCCCGUGGUCAUUACACCGUUGGCAAGGAAAUAGUCGAUUUAGUUUUAGAUCGUAUCCGAAAAUUAGCCGAUCAAUGUACUGGCCUACAGGGUUUCUUAAUUUUCCACGCAUUUGGCGGUGGCACCGGCUCCGGAUUCACUAGCCUCCUCAUGGAACGUCUCUCUGUUGAUUAUGGGAAAAAAUCAAAAUUAGAAUUCGCCAUUUAUCCAUCGCCGCAAAUUUGCACGGCAAUUGUUGAACCAUAUAAUUCCCUGUUGACAACGCACACCACCCUUGAACAUUCGGACGCUGCAUUUAUGGUUGAUAAUGAGGCAAUUUAUGAUAUUUGUCGACGUAAUUUGGAUAUUGAGAGGCCAACUUACACGAAUUUGAAUCGUCUCAUUGGCCAAAUUGUCUCGUCAAUCACUGCUUCAUUACGUUUCGAUGGCGCCUUGAAUGUUGAUCUCACGGAAUUUCAAACAAAUCUCGUGCCAUAUCCACGUAUUCAUUUUCCAUUGGCAACGUAUGCGCCGGUGAUAUCGGCUGAGAAGGCAUAUCACGAGCAAUUGACUGUGGCUGAAUUGACGAAUGCAUGCUUUGAGCCAUCGAAUCAAAUGGUUAAAUGCGAUCCACGUAGGGGUAAAUAUAUGGCGUGUUGCAUGCUCUAUCGUGGCGAUGUUGUACCCAAGGAUGUGAAUGCCUCCAUUGCCACAAUCAAAACGAAGAGGACAAUUCAAUUUGUCGAUUGGUGUCCCACUGGUUUUAAGGUGGGAAUAAAUUAUCAGCCUCCAACUGUGGUACCAGGUGGCGAUUUGGCGAAGGUACAACGUGCCAUUUGCAUGUUGGCGAACACAACGGCGAUUGCUGACGCUUGGAGUCGAUUGAAUCACAAAUUCGACGUGAUGUAUUCAAAACGAGCUUUCGUCCAUUGGUACGUUGGCGAGGGAAUGGAAGAAGGUGAAUUUUCCGAGGCACGCGAAGAUUUGGCAGCAUUGGAGAAAGAUUACGAAGAAGUUGGCAUCGAUUCCGUGGAAGGCGAAGGUGAAGGAGGCGAAGAGUAUUAAAAAAAAAUUCAUCAAAAAUGUCCCCUGAAUUUUAUUUUGAAUACAUUUUUUCUAAAAAGGCAAUUUUUUUAUACAGUUUUUUCGCACUUUUUUUCUUCCUUUUUUCU
Messenger RNA from Leptopilina heterotoma, 1454 nucleotides. Its product is annotated as tubulin alpha-2/alpha-4 chain-like. The transcript is spliced from 3 exons. Gene Ontology annotation, molecular function: structural constituent of cytoskeleton; GTP binding. Lineage: Eukaryota; Metazoa; Arthropoda; Insecta; Hymenoptera; Figitidae. The record is from RefSeq and is a predicted model, not a curated record. The coding region runs from base 100 to 1347 and encodes 415 amino acids. Gene Ontology annotation, cellular component: cytoplasm; microtubule. Gene Ontology annotation, biological process: mitotic cell cycle; microtubule cytoskeleton organization.